Molecule: messenger RNA, 219 nt
Organism: Symbiodinium necroappetens
Lineage: Eukaryota; Dinophyceae; Suessiales; Symbiodiniaceae
Source: the annotation of a GenBank genome assembly
AUGGUGGAAGUCAUCCGCAAAGAUGCCCUGCUCAACACUCUGACAGGCCGUGCCAGGAACAUCAAGGCCCCGAAGCCAAAGCCGGAUGUAGAGAAGGAGCCGAAGAAGUUGAAGAAGAAAAAGAAUGCAGCAAAGGAGGAGAAAUCCAAGAAAAGCAAGAAGCGAGCUGCCGAUGACGAGGUGGAGGAGAAGCCCUCCAAGAAGAGAAGCAGGAAGUGA